GUGACAUAGUUAUAGAUUUUAUACGCAAAAGGACCGCGCGCGCCAUCAUACCAGAGCGCACACUGUUCUACAGAUAUAGGACCGGAAAACGAAUUAUUAAUCGAGCUUUAUAUCAAAAUUUAUUUUGCUGUGAAUGUAAUUUAACAUCGUGAUCUCAUACAUAAAACUGAUAAAUGAAAUUGUACAAGUUUUCCGAGAGUGAAGACUCAGAACGCCUACAUAAAAGCCACUCCAGUAAAGCGAAGAACCUUUUAAUAACCGUUGUCUGAUAAUUUAGAUUGCCUUUUUGAAGGGAAUCUAGAAGCAGAAUGCGAUCAACUGAAGGAGCUAGAGAAAGCACUUUAAGUCAGGGAAGAAAUUUUCCAUAAGCUCUAUAUGAAGGUAACUAUGUUAUUGAAUGCUUCAAGAAUAAAGACUAAAAGGGGGAAACAAAAUAGUUUGAAGAAAGAUAUGUAAGCGGUGAGAUGACUGUUAAGCCUAGUUUCAAGGAAAUAAACAAAAAACUCAAAGAAUGAAGAGAAAAGAAAGACAUGAAAACAAACGUCAAAAUACAGGAAGGAUAACAGGACAAAAUAUCUUGAAAUUACAUUGACAACGGUAAGAGUGCAAUAACAUUUGAUUAAUGAAUACUUGACAAAUAGGAAAACAUCGUCAUUUUAAGCAAAAAUUUGACAUUUUAUAAUUAAAUCCGACCACGUUUUUACCUAGAUCUUUCUCCUUGCUAAUCACCAUUACUUAGAUCGAAAUCAGACAGUUAUACUAAUAUUGCCCGAGAUCGCACUGUGUUUUAUUUUAUGCAAGUUGCUGUCGUCUUGAAGGUGAGUCAUGAAUUUUCGUAUCCUUUGCUAAGAAACUUUGAAAUAUUGAUAUGAAAGAGAAACUAGCUGCGUGACGUAUAUCCCGCCAGGCAAAAUCCGCGAGACGCGCAUAACCGUUAGGAAAUGAGAAAGCGAGGCGCACGUAAACGUUAAGAGGCUGCAAAAGAAACGCAGGCAAUCGUUAUGGCAAAAAAUGCUGCGAUACGCGCAAAAUCGCUGGAAAAUGGGCUGAGACGUGCGAGACGCACGUAAUCAUUAAAAAAACGUAACUGCUAGACGCACAUAACCGUUACGGMAAUAAAGACUGCAGACGCAGAGGACGUAAACGCUAGGAAAGCKCAUUGAUAUGGAAUGGAGCGUUUCUUCAAUUUAUUCACUGCUGCGAACAAAAUAUAGCUACGCUAACCGUUACCCAGCAACAGCGAUUUGAGUAAAAUCACCUUGACUGAUCACUUUAAAUGGGUAAACAGUCUUUGACGGAUCCGCUAAAGGCAAUAAAAUCACUUAAACUGUCUAGGGACUAGCCCAUCUAAAUCACAUUAUUUUAAAUCUGAUGGUGCAGCAUCGACAUUAACGUGUGGUUUCGCACACAAUAGAAAAAACAAUAGAAUUAUUCGAAAGGGAACAUUUAAAGACUAGAAAACAUCUCAAAGUGAGUUAAGGCCUGGGUCAUGUUGAAUUCUAAAGUAAUUCAAAGUACUGGGAAGUUGAACUUACGCAAGAAUCUACCACGUUAAAGUGACUUGAAUACUUGCAAAGAAAAAGCUUUCUUCAAAAAUAGAAAUGAUUGGUACUAGAAACUGUAGCCCCGCCACGAGCUAAAGAUCAUGAAAAUGUUACUUAAAGAACAGCUGGUUAUUGUAUUCGUCUGUGUUAGCCUUGUCAAAAGCCAAAACUCCUCGGAUUCGGGCUGUUUGCCUCCAUGCGUUUGUCAGAAAACUGGSGGCAACAGCAUUUCAGCUUCGUGUCGAGUGGAGAASAUCGAGGACUUAUCGAAAUUUAUCUUACAACCAAGAAAUGUUACUGAAUUGGAUGUUUUCGCCGCACAGCUUUACACCAUUCAACCAUUAUCAUUUUCAAGAUUUUCAAGUCUUCUUUCUCUUAAUCUGUCAUUCAAUGGUAUCGAAGUCAUUGGGAAGGAUGCAUUUARAGGUUUAAAUGAGCUACAAUCACUAGAUCUCAGCCACAAUAGGAUAAGAUACUGGGACGACAGUGAGAUAUCUUCUCAGCUUUCCKCACUACARACGAUCAACCUAUCAGGAAAUCCAUCAUGGACGCCAUCAAUUGAACUCUUAGAAAUCGGCUCCCUAAAGAAUAUUAACGGUCUCACGUGGAACUCUCAUUGUACGCAAUGCWAUCUCGUUAAGGAYAUGGAAAAGAACAAGACUGAGUUAUACAAGAMAGGAAAUUACGGUGUUUAUAUAGUUUGGCACUGUAGAGGGACAGAGUAUACAGUUACCAAGGAAACRCAAAWGUUUGCCAAAUAUGGAUUUUACCCAGAAUGCUUCAGCACAAACCGGAAGUGCUACGAAUCUCAAAUCAAAGGAACCAAGAGCCAUCGAUGUUGGGAGACUGACAAUGUGAUACUUUACCUGGAAUAUUUCRUUGGGAUUAUUUCGAUUAUUCUAAAUAUUACCGUGGUAGCGGUGACAUUUAACAGCCCCCUUAAGAACGACGUUGCUAUGCUCUUGGUCUCCAAUCUGGCUUUUAGUGAUUUCUUAAAUGGCAUUUAUAGUAUCGCUAUUACAAUAUCAAGACAAGUAUCAACUUAUACUGUAUUUCUAACGUAUCUUGAUAGUCUAUGUUCGGUUUUGGGCUUCCUGUGGGUUUCUUCACAGUUUGGUAUAAUCCAAACAUCWGUCUUACUAACAAUAGARCGUUACGUCACGAUUAUAUUCUCCAUGAAACCACACCUUAAACCAACUCCAACUAUUGCAAAAUGCUUCAUCUGUGUCACGUGGUUGGUUGCUAUAACAGCAGCUGUGUUACCAUUGGUUGGACCSAUGGGCUCUUACGUCACCAACACWUACUGCGUUCCCAUGCARCCCUCAAAACUAGUGCCAGGCUCUUUCAUGUACAGCGUGGCCUUAUCGGUAGUGGGCGUGAUACUCUAUUUUUUAACAAUACCCUUGUAUGUSAAGAUAUUUGUGUACGUACGACAGUCAAGCCARCGAAUGGGAAUCAAGCGUGACGCCAAGAUUGCCGGACGAAUCCUAAUUCUCGUUGUSUCRAACAUGAUAUUCUUCAUACUUCCAAUAAUUAUUGCCUUACUUUGGUUAUUAACUGACAUAUUCAAGAAAGGGAUAUCAGUUCAGGCYCGCAAUGUUCUCGUUGGUGUWUUUCCAACGCUGUGUUUGAGUUUAAACAGUUUUUUAAAUCCUUUGUUGUACGCUUUCAGAAACAACAGGUUCAGACAGGCUUUGCGCUUCAGAAUCAAUCGGCUUGUAAUUAGGCAAAACGUUGUUGAUGAUAUCUCGUUGAARUCUAGAUCAAUGGGUAGUCGCGCGGACUAAAGACGCAUACGUCACGCCUCAAACACCAAAUACCCGUAGGCGGAUACCUUCGAUGGAGCAAACGCAGGAAAACCAUGAAAUAAAAUCAAACUAAAUACUAACAAAUAGCGGCUAUUUAGAGACAAAUUGUCAGUUUCACUAUAAGCGAGAACGCAGUGAAGAUGAGCCCUCAUGGGACCAUUUUUAAUUCAUCUUGAUUGCGUUCUCGUUCACUGAUACUAACAAUUUGUCUCUAAAUAGCCGCUAUUUGAUAGUAUUUAGUUUGCUCUACUGAUUUUUUUUGUGCGUUUAGCCUUACUGUUUCACGCAAAACGCCGAAAACGAUGAUUUUUAAGUGAAUACGCUUUGCGUUUUGAAAAUGAAGAUCGUUUUCGCAUAUACGCAAAAGAUACGUCUUUUGAAAUAUCCGGAUACUUGUGAACGCUGCCUCACUCGCACAGAUUUCAUUUGCUGGUUCCGGUCAUGUUGUUUGUACGAUCAAUAAAUGCUAAAGAGAUAGCCAACAUGGCUGCCACUACAACAAAGAAAACUAGCAAUUGAAAAUAAUAGUACAGCAGCCUGGGGCCGGCUUUAGGAUGUAACGCUAUACAACGGGUAAAUCCUUAUUCACCAUCAUUCUUGGUGCGCAAGUUACGUCAUCGCCGCCAUGUUGGAUGAACAUCACAAAGCAUUUCUCAUUAUUUUCUCUUGUUCAUUCACUCAACAUGGCGGCGAUAGCUUUGUUCUUUAUCUCUGAGGGGAUCCGGAAAAACCUGGUCAUGUGGUUGCACACCAAAAAUACAAAAUAUAAGGCCCUGUUUACAUGAGAUAGAGUACCCCUACGUGGUUGGGCUAACUCUUUUGUUUUCUUUUCCCUGGAGGAUUUAAAACAAAGGAUUUUGGCCCUACCACUAGGGGCACCCUAUUUCAUGUAAACAGGGUCUAAGGAGUGGAUAACUUAUCUACCUUUCGUACAAAAUUGUUCCAACAAAUUCUUGGUAGACAUCAUGUGCACAAAUACGUUGACCUGCUGAGCAGGUGCGCGCAAGAUGAAAUUCCAAAAUCUUCAAUUUUCGACCCCAAACAGGUCAUAUGAAUACAUAACUCGCCUCUUUAAAAAAUUCGUUCCUUAACYCUACGUUUUCGUUGACCGAGAACGCCGUUUAUGUCUAGACGGGAGGUUAGAACGAUUAUAAGCCAUAUAUUGAAGGGUAAGACGAAUCAACAAAAACCGUGAAACACAAACUAUUAGAUAUAAAAGAAACGAAUAGUUAGCAAAUGGARUGCGCGCUAAAUCCGCGAAACAAAGAUGAUAAUUGCUAGUAAAUAGUGYUACUUAGACAGUAGCAAACAAAGGUUUAUAGAAAUAUUACAAUAGCAAUAUUUCAAAAUAAAAACAAAAAUGACAAAUGUA
Exaiptasia diaphana is the source of this 4724-nucleotide messenger RNA. Its product is annotated as leucine-rich repeat-containing G-protein coupled receptor 5. Bases 1646 to 3331 code for a protein of 561 amino acids. The transcript is spliced from 7 exons. Gene Ontology annotation, molecular function: G protein-coupled receptor activity; protein binding. Gene Ontology annotation, cellular component: membrane. NCBI's taxonomy places the organism in Eukaryota, Metazoa, Cnidaria, Anthozoa, Actiniaria, Aiptasiidae. Gene Ontology annotation, biological process: G protein-coupled receptor signaling pathway. The record is from RefSeq and is a predicted model, not a curated record.